AUGGAGCAACCUCAGCUUCUAUCUAAGAUAGCCACAGGGAAUGGACAUGGUGAAAAUUCAGCAUACUUUGAAGGAUGGAAAGCUUACGAAAAUGAUCCUUUUCAUCCCACAAAUAAUCCUAAUGGAGUUAUUCAAAUGGGCCUUGCAGAAAAUCAGCUUGCUUCUGACUUGGUUGAAAAUUGGAUAACAAGUAAUCCAGAGGCUUCAAUUUGCAGUCUUGAAGGAGUAAAUCAAUUCAAAGCCAUGGCUAAUUUUCAGGAUUAUCAUGGUUUGCCACAAUUUAGACAAGCUGUAGCUAAAUUCAUGGAAAGAACAAGAGGGAAUCGAGUUUCUUUCGAUCCGGACCGCAUCGUUAUGAGCGGCGGAGCAACCGGAGCACAUGAGGUUAUAGCCUUUUGUUUGGCAGAUCCCGGUGAUGCAUUUUUAGUGCCAACCCCUUAUUAUGCAGGUUUUGAUAGGGAUUUGAAGUGGAGAACAGGAGUUCAACUUGUUCCGGUCAUUUGUAAAAGCUCUAAUAAUUUCAAGCUAACAAAAAAAGCCUUAGAAUCUGCGUUUGAUAAAGCCAAAGAAGACAACAUCAAAAUAAAAGGGUUACUUAUUACAAAUCCAUCAAACCCUUUAGGAACAAUCAUGGAUAAAGAAACCCUAAAAGUAUUGGUGAGUUUCAUCAACGAAAAACAAAUCCACUUAAUAAGCGAUGAAAUAUAUGCUGCAACCGUUUUUUGCCACCCAAGUUUCACAAGCAUAGCUGAGAUAAUAGAACAUGACACAAAUCUAGAAUAUAACCGUAACCUCAUUCACAUUGUUUAUAGUCUUUCAAAGGAUCUAGGGUUUCCUGGUUUUCGAGUUGGCAUAAUAUAUUCAUACAAUGAUGAAGUUGUUAACUGUGCUAGAAAAAUGUCAAGUUUUGGAUUAGUUUCUUCUCAGACACAAUAUCUUAUUGCAUCAAUGUUAUCUGAUGAAGAGUUUGUGGAAAAGUUUGUAGUAGAAAGUGCAAAGAGACUUGCUAAAAGGUAUGGAAUAUUCUGUAGAGGUUUAUCACAAGUUGGUAUAAAGUGUUUGCAAAGUAAUGCUGGUCUUUUUUUAUGGAUGGACUUGAGGUGUCUUCUUAAGAAACAAACAUUUGAAGAAGAGAUGAAGCUAUGGAAAGUGAUUAUUCAUCAAGUUAAGAUUAACAUAUCUCCUGGUUGUUCUUUUCAUUGUUGUGAACCGGGGUGGUUUAGGGUUUGUUAUGCGAAUAUGGAUGAUAGAGACGUCGAAGUUUCUUUGACACGAAUUCGCACAUUUGUGAGGCGAAACAAGGCUGAAAUACUCGCGGAGAAGAAUCCUUGUAGUCGGAGAAACUUGAGAUUAAACUUCUCAUUAAGAAGUUUGGAUGAUUUUUUGGUGUCACCUCAUUCUUCUAUUACUCAUUCACCUAUUGUGAAAGCUACUACUUGCUAA
This is a messenger RNA of Lathyrus oleraceus (garden pea), 1443 nucleotides long. RefSeq names its product 1-aminocyclopropane-1-carboxylate synthase. The transcript is spliced from 4 exons. Bases 1 to 1443 code for a protein of 480 amino acids. NCBI's taxonomy places the organism in Eukaryota, Viridiplantae, Streptophyta, Magnoliopsida, Fabales, Fabaceae. Gene Ontology annotation, molecular function: pyridoxal phosphate binding; transaminase activity. The record is from RefSeq and is a predicted model, not a curated record. Gene Ontology annotation, biological process: amino acid metabolic process; biosynthetic process.